AAGACAUUGCUUGCAGUUACCAAUCUGCGAUUCGUUUACACCAGUGCUAUAAAAAAAAUAACCAAACGUUGCUACAUUCUUGGACAUUUUUCUUAAAUAAAAGUCAUAGAACCACAACAUGCUCAAUCGCAUAUGGUUUUCCUGUCUCAUUUCACUAGUUGUUGCUGAUCUUCGUGUGCCGAAAAGUAGUGGUGUCAUCGUGAACCCAUUCUACGAUCCGAAGGAUGAUGCGAAUGACAUCAAAAAAACCGAUCCCAACGAAAUCUUACCGCCAACACAUCAACAGCUAGCUGAAACGUUGAAUCUACGGAAUAUCAUAAAUACUGCCGUCCGUAACAAUGCUUAUUUCGUUGGAGGUGAUUCACCGAUGACAUCGCCGAAACCCUUUCAGUGGUUUGCCAAUUUGUUAGGAACAAAGUCUGGUAAAAAUGUUGGCAGCAGUAAUAUCGAUAAAACUGAAGAGUUAGGAAUGGGAACUGUGGCUGAUGCAACGGAUGUGAGUGGUACUGCUAAUGUAUCGAAUAAGGAAGCUGGUGCCAUUCAGAGUAAUGUGAUCGACAGUGUAAUAAUGUCGAGGCUGGAGAGCAAACCGUUUACUAUUUCGCAGAAAAAGGUGCAACGGGAACAGUUGGAGUUGAUCUCCGUCGAAGAAGAUUUAAACUUUGCGUACGGUGAAAAUGUUCGAUCGUGGAUCACAAUCGAAAGCAGGACAAACAAUGUAAACGGACUGAUUGGCAUCAGUAACAGUUCGUUGGUACUCAUUAGAGUAGAUCAGAGCGGAACGUACGAAUUGGUCGAAGAAUUGGAUCUGAAAAUUGGCAUUCGUUGUUUCACAAAUUAUGAGCAUUGGAAUCAAACAUCGAAGUCAGUUCACAGCAUUGUCAUAGUGGAAAUGGAAGGCCAGUUACUAUUUGUAUCGACCAGAAAUGAUUUAAGCGGAUGGGACGUUGUGUGGCAGUGGACCAUUCACACCAAGCUUGAUUCGCUUAUCCAUUUCAAGCAUGAGUCAUCGCAUAUGCUAUUGAUGGUAAACUCUCCGUUUGGACAAAAUUCUGGAGUAUCAGCGGACAUGUACAAAUUUGAUUUACAGUCACGUAACACCUGGCUAGUCCAGAAAAUUCCAUUGAAUCAUCCGUGCAAAAGUGUCGCAAUCAUUAACACUUACCGUGAUCUGAUCUUGUGUUUCGCUCAAAGCAACACCGUCGACCUAUUUAAAAGUGAUCAGCACGCAGAUUCUCAGUCAUUCGAAUACUUCUCGUCUAUCGAAGCGAAUAGUGUGCAACGGAUUUCCGGCUUCCAAAUGGGAGGGUUUUCAUAUCUGGCAACGACCGGACUCGAACCGAAAAUAUUUCGCUAUCAUCGUGGCAGUUUCGUUGCGCAGACCAUAUUGUCACGGUCCUGGGGAUUGGUUGAAGCAUUUUUUCCCAUACCAGCACGCACUUAUCGGGACGAUUUGAUUUUACUCGUUCAACAUCGUAUCAUGAUGGGAACGCAUACGGUGGCAGUGGUGGAAGCUUUGAUUUGGAAUGGUGAAUCGUUCGACGUAUCCCUAUCGGUUCCAUGUCGAAUUGGUAAUGAAAUAUUGGAUUUUGGCAUGACUUGUUUGUUGGAUUAUGAUCGUGAUAGCGGUAUCGAUGGACUGUCGAUCAUUCAGGAUGGAAAUAGUAUUUCCUUGAUUGUGCCAAGGGUUGAAGCUCCUUCGUCGAUGUUCCGGUUAACAUUUCAGUUGAAGUCUUUCGAUAGUCCUAGCUCAACGGUCACUAAAGAUUUCCAGAUAUUUUCCAAGUCUAUUGAAGCGACGACAAACUAUCAGAAUGACAUUAUGUCAAUGGGUGCCGAUGCACUAUCACAUGGACUCAAUGCUGAUCGAAACGAUGUCAGUGCCAUGUGGAAUUUAUCGAUGGUGACUGCGGGUAGUCUGUCUGUCAAUGACGGUGCUACGUGGAAAAUUGCGGAAAAUUUCUUUUUCGGAAAUGAAAAGUGGACCAAAGAUAUGUCUAAUGUGAAUAUUGUCGACUUGUCAAAAAUUGUGCAUGAGCUUCAAAGCGAUGUCGACCGUCUGCAAAACGAAUUCACAGAAACUAAUACCGUUGAACAUACGUCUGACUCACCGAUCCAUGUCGUACAAGUCGCACCGAAUGGCAAAUUUGACAUCAACACUGCACGUGUAAUCAAAGGUGAACGCCGUGUGAAAAGAACUGAAGGUAGCAACGAUGGCCGCAUCUACUUCGAUGAACUUAAUGUGAAGCACGUCCAGGUCGAUUACAUCAAUGACAUUCCAGUCAACGACAUAAUAUUCAUCCACGAUGGAAUUCUGAAUGCUGUCGAUUCGUUGAUUGUGGAGGGCAACCUGGACGUUUUAAAUGAAGUAGAAAUUGCACCAGAUGACAUGGACAGGGUUGGUGAAAGUUUGGAGGAUCAGCGGUCACUGGACAAAUUGAUACCGGCUGACAAUGUGCAGUUGACUGGUGAUUUGAUCGUUGAUUCGAUAAAUGGCGUGAUAUGGCAAGAUUUCUUGCAUCAAAUAGUCAUGAAAAAUUUACCGAAUUUUAUGCCACUUUUAGUAGUGAAUGGGGAUGUUUUGGCAAUGGAACCUAUUGAAGUGGGUUACUUGAAUCAAAUUUCAUUUCUGGAAGAAUUCUUGUGGAUGCGUGGCUUGGACAUUAGCAGUGUUACGGGUCAGAAAAUCUUCAAAGGAACAAUAACCGCUGACUCUGUAGAUACGAGCGGACCCGUUGAUGGAGUGUACACUCAAGAAACUAUAACGUUAGGUGAAACGCAGCAUAUUAGAGGCUUAACCACUUUCACACAAUUGGAAGUGACCGAAAACUUGGACGUGAACGGCACUAUCAACGGCAAACAUUUAGAUGAAUUCAAACCGAAUCUUAGUCUCCAAGAAUCGAAUAUCAUCUUAUCGGACUGCCUAUUUCAAAACCUUCAAGUUCAGGGACCGAUUAUCAUAUCCAACUACUGUAACGGUGUCAUUUUGGACGAUAUCUUUGCGGAUGUUGUGUACAAGUCCAGUCCGAAAGCAACCAUUUCGUCGUUCAAAACGUUUGAGUCCGUGGAAUCGGUGGUUGAGUUAACAUCGAAUUUGAUGAAUAACAUCCCGGUGGACAAUUACAUGACCGCUGAUACAGUACAAGACAUCCACUUUGAUAAGCUUGUUGGCAACGUGAUGUUUCGAGAGCUGUACACCAAUGGGCUGUUCGGCUUCAUCAAUGUCACCGAACUCGACCGUAAUUCGAUAAAAUUGACAGGCGAGCAAUAUACAGAGGCCGAGCUAAUAUUCGACGGUGCGGAUGAAAUCAAUUUUGUCGCUGAGGUCGUUGAAAUCCAAAGUUCCUUCAAUGGGCUGUCCACGAACGAUAUGAUCGUAGUAGAUGAAUCUUUGGUAAUCGAUGGGAAUUUCAUCGUCAACUCAGCGAUCAUAAAUGAUGCUGUAAUUGACGGUGACGUUAACGGCAACGGGGUGAUCAAUGGAUUAAGCCUAGCUGAAUUCGAUGCAGUUCGAUUGAGCAGAAGUCGAGCUCAGGAUAUUACGUCGUCGUACUUCAUCGAAAAUGUGUUAAUCGAGGGUGACAUCGUUGCUGAAUACGUAAAUGGCGUCAACAUAAUGGACUUGACGAAGCACAUAAGCCACGUCACAAAUUUACUGGAAUUUUUGUCGUCCACUGAUGUCAAAGUGACGAAUUUGAUUGUCGAUGGCAAUGUAUCGGUUCAGACAAUAAACGGGCACGAUUUCAAUUCGAUCAAAGACAAUGCCAUUUGGUUGAAUCGACCGAAUAUUGUCGUUGGAGAACUGCAAUUUCUGGAUGCAUUUGAAAUUAGCCAAGGCAUCAUCGUCAACAAUGUGAACAACGAAAUUUUCCAGAAUUUCAUCGAUGGCCUUGUCGUCAAAACGGAUGAGAAUAUCGAAUUCGUCGGUAGAAAAGUAUUCCAAAAUGAAUUUCAUGUCGACCAGGACAUUCAAAUUGCCACGGUGAAUGGAAUUCCAAUCGAACGAAUUUGGACGAAAAGUCCCACGGCUUCGUUUACCGGUUCGGUUAAUAUUUUCGGAGAUCUAUUCGUUGAGCAUAUGAAUCUUCAAGGCUAUGCGAAUUCGGUUAAUUGGCGUAAUAUCGAGUACAACUAUCAAUUCGACGCUGAACGAGGUAGCCACAUAUUAAAGAACAACGUUCGCUUUACCGCUCCAACAAACAUAAACCAUCUACACAUCCAACACGGUCUGAAUGCUGUGGAAAACAUAACCGAUUUUCUAGCGCUUGUCAUUCGAAAAAAUCAUGCCGGACCCGUAACCGGUACGAAGUUGUUCCAAAAUUCCGUAAUUUUCAUGAACCAUCUGCAAGCGGCCGCAUUCGAUACGGUGGACAUUCCUUUACUGUUCGAAAAUUUGGUCAUAAACGAUGUAAACGAGAGAGCCGUUAUCUUUGGUGAUGUUGCGUUCGACAAUGACGUGACCGCUUCACAUAUACAGGCUUCCGGUAGUAUUCUAUCUCACACACUGAUGGAAUGCAAAAUAGCUGAAUGGAAAGAAAAUGCGCUCAGCACCAAUGAACCAGUGAAAGUCUUUCAGCAGCUCAUCUUUCCAGCUGAAACAUUGCGAACGAAUAAUGUUGAGGUUCAAUUUGUGAACGGCAAUCCAAUGGCAACGAUUUUCACACUGAACUCGGAUCAGACUUUCGAGAACUCCGUACAGUCCGAUACGGUUUCGUUGAGCAAAAUCAACGUCGAUGGUUUGGUGAAUGGUUACGAUAUGAAAACGUUGCGUGACAAUUCGGUGUUGGUAACUGGUGACAAUUACAUCACAGCCCCGACAACCCUACAAACUGCUCGUGUACUCAGCGUGCUUCAAACUGUGGACACAAUCAAUGGAAAAAAUCUGAACAACAUUGCCACGCUACACGAAGAUCUGCGUAUUUAUGGUCCAUUAUCGUUCCGAUCGAUAACCGCUAGAAACCUCAACACCAAAGACACAAUAUCCGGCAUCGAUUUCGAUUACUGGUAUGCGAAUGCAUUAUGGAAAUCUCAGCGUGAGAAUCAGAUAGUUCGAGGAAAGUGGACCGUCACAGAGGGAAUAAUCCGUGGACCAGUUACAGGUGCCGGAAUAUUAAAUGGAAUCCGGAUUGAUCAACUGGCUGGUCAAAUAGGUGCUUACCAGUCGAAUGUAUUGAAUAAUUUCGAGAUCUUUCGUCAAGGCUACAUUGAAAACUGUCACAAAAUGGAAAAUUUAAUCCACCAAACGCGCACGCUUCCAUAUUUCUUAACGUAUUUCGAGGAAUCGUUUUCGUUGCGAGUGCAUUCGGUAUUGAAUUCGGUGCACUUUUUCGUAGCCAACGAUCAGAGCUACGCCGUCAUAAAUCUAGCAUGUCUAACCGUUUUGUACGCUUGGAACAGGAAUACGGAAAAUUAUGAAAAAAUCUUCGAAACCGAAACUGGAAAUGUCGACGCCUGGUUGGAUAUGACCGAUGAAACGAAUUUGCUGCACUUGAUUAGCAACACCGAAACCGAUUAUUCAAACUGUCCAACAUCAGGAUUAAAUAUCUGGAAAUUUGACGGCACUUCCUUAUUACAUGUGUCCAAAAUAGCCGACUCGAGCAAGUUUGCUCUGUUGCACAGUAGCAAACUCCAUCCUCAACGGUUUCUAGCGAUGACCAAAGAUGCUGGUGUCGUCAACGAAUUUGAUUUACAAAGUAAUUUGGUCGAACAAUGGCAUCUACCCGUGGGAGACCAACCUUUCCGUUUUCUGCCUGAAAAUGCCAAUCUUGGCAUCGCAUUGAGUGAUGGUAAACAACUUUCCAGUUUAUCGUAUGCAACAGCCACCGACCAUCGAAAGCAAAGAUCAACUCGUCCAUUAAACGAUGCAGUGGAGUUGAAACGAUUUGUGCGCUGUCCAUUCUUGGAUGAAACAGUGGAGAAUGCCACGGCUAAGUGUAAAUUGUGGCACCAAGCAACCUUGAAGGCUCUCGUUAAUAUUGGUCCGUACAAACAAGUGGACGUCGCUACUCAAAAUCGACUGUUGAGUGAUGUUAAUAUGACUAAUACACUACUCGGUAAAUCGCCGUUCAAACUUAAAGCCAUCCCUCCUGAAAAUGGUCAACUGCAGUAUCCCAAAUUUGUACAGUCAUUCACUAAAAACGGCCAAUCGUCCACUGGAUAUCUGCAGCAGAUGCUCAUGACACAGAAAAGUCAACCCAGAAACGAGAACGAGAACUCUACAGCCGAUAGUGGACCACUUCAAAAUCCUAAAAUCGUACAGUCAUCCGCUGAAAGCGUUAAAUCUUCGAACAGUAAUGCCGAUCAAUUGCUAGCAAUUAAAAUGAAUCGACCUGGAAACGAAAACGAGCCAUUCCAAAAUGGUAAAGUCGUGCAGAUGUCAACUCAAAAUCAGGAGUCCGCGAACAGUGAUAGGCCACCAUUACUGCCAGCCGCGAACAGUAACUCAGUAAACGAUAACAAACCAUUGAAUUCGUCCGCACGGGAUGCAUUUGGCGACAUUGAAAAGGUUACCAUCGAAAUAGCGGACCAGUUAAUCGACUCUCUAAUCGACGUUGAAACAGCAGCCGAAGAUAUUGAUUUCGACGAUAGCUUGGUCGGUAUGUCGUUGAAGAAUGGAAGUGAAACCGAAUCGGAUGCGAUAUUGACUCACACAAAUACCAGUGAGCCGUCAUCGACGAGAGAUAUGUUUGGCGACAUCGAAGCGAAAACCAUCAAAUUAGCUGACAAGGUUAUUGAUGCUGUUGUGAACUUCAAAGACACUGCAAAGAAGAGUCAGGCGAAAUUCCAUCAUAUGUUCAAAGUGAAACCUUUGAUAGGCGGUGAUCAUUACAGAAAAAUGGGAAAUUAUUCAGGUGGCCAGGAAAACACAAAUUUACCAAAAAUUCCACAAGUUUUCUAUGCAACAAAUGGAACGGGUUUGCAUGCCCCACAAUCCCCUAUUUUGAAUGAAACCGACGGAACAGCCACUAAUUUGGUCACAGAUACGACUAGUGCACCUACGGAAAAGCUAAUAGAUCCCGCAGCUGUCAAUGAAGAGCAAUUCAGUCAAGAGAAUGUUGGCGAAGAAGAAGCACAAAUUUCGAAAGAAAUUUCCAGUGAAGGCAUUGCAACCGCUGAAAACCUAAAUUUCCCGAACCAUCCAGCUGAAGAAAUUGUAGCAAUUACUGUGGGCGAAAAUGCAAAGCACUUGGUCGCCGUGUCUUCGUUGAGAGAACAUACCAUCCAAGGGAAACACGAUUUGAUUCGGAUCUACGAAGACAUCAUCGAAGGCAAUCUAUUCCAGACGUUAGUCUGCCAUCGCCCGAAAAGUUUGACCGUCUUAAACGUACGAGAUGACACCAUUUUAGCUUUCGUUGAAAAUGAUGCCGAAGUUCAGAUUUUUGUGUACCGUGGCAUUCAAGGAUUUGUCAAGUUUACCAGUUUCGAAUUGCCUUCCGUCAUCUCAAAGCUUACGGCAAUUCAAUUACCGGUCGGUAAUCCGUUUGAAUGUAACAGAUCCUUUUUGGUGGCUACGAUGAAGAAGGAGAUUCGUUUCAUCGAAGCGAAAGCAUGUGGCUAUUGUGGUGUUAAUGUUGAGUUGACUUGUGAAAUGAAAUGAGUUCGAAAAAUCAGGGAAAAAAAUUCUUUUGCAAAAAGAAGAUUCGUUGUUCUAAAUAUGAAAGUUUGUCGAUGAUUAAAUUGUAUUUUACAAUCAG
Bradysia coprophila is the source of this 7694-nucleotide messenger RNA. It is a transcript of the gene fs(1)N, whose product is annotated as female sterile (1) Nasrat. Lineage: Eukaryota; Metazoa; Arthropoda; Insecta; Diptera; Sciaridae. The record is from RefSeq and is a predicted model, not a curated record.